Messenger RNA from Yarrowia lipolytica CLIB122, 1314 nucleotides. RefSeq lists its product as uncharacterized. Gene Ontology annotation, molecular function: protein binding; mRNA binding. NCBI's taxonomy places the organism in Eukaryota, Fungi, Ascomycota, Dipodascomycetes, Dipodascales. The record is from RefSeq and is a predicted model, not a curated record. Gene Ontology annotation, biological process: regulation of mRNA stability; nuclear-transcribed mRNA poly(A) tail shortening. Gene Ontology annotation, cellular component: P-body.
AUGAACAUCCCCAGAUUCAUGCCGGGCCACGUGCUCCACACGUCCGAAGAUAUCCCCCAGAGCGAAUCGCCUCUGGCGGGCCGACGAACGCGGCCCGUUUCGGAGGCCUUUUCUUCGUCCUACAGACACUCGGACCUCGGAGGGUACCCGCCGUAUGGUCUGGGCGGCUCCGCCACGGCGGGACUGGGCUCUCUGAGCGCCGGAAUGGGCAAUCUGAACCUCGGUGGAACCACCCCGGGGCUCCAGCACCUGGGAGGCGGUCUCGCCAACACAGCAACCAUGGACAGCGAAAAGUGGCUGCAGGACCUGGAGCUGUACAAUGCGAUUCUGGAGGAAAUGGCCACUGUGUCGCUGGACAAGGACUUCAAGGACGAGCUGAGCUCCAUUGAGCAGUGGUUUGGCGUUCUGUCGGACGGAGAACGGACCGCCGCCCUAUACGCAUUGCUCCAACAGACCAACCCCGUGCAGAUUCGCUUCUUCAUCACCGUGCUCCAAAAGUUUGGCAACAUGGACUUUGACGGCUCUCCCAUUGGCAACUCGUUCGAGAACGGAGCCCCUCAGCAACAGCAACAGACCUCGGCCCAGCCCUCCCCCAUGGGCCAGGGAGCUAUGGGCCAGGCCAUGACCGGCGGUCUCGGAGGCCUCGGAGGUCUGCACCCCCACCAAACUACCCACUCCAACCUCAACCCCAACGCCCACAACCCCAUCUAUGCUCCUGUCGGUACCUUCCCCUCUACCCCAUCCCAUAAACACACGUCGUCGCUGUCUACCGAGCCCAUCGGGUCGCGAAGAUCCAUGAUCGCUACCCCCGAACACGAUCUCAACGCCCAGAUUGCAAACACCACCGCCAUGAAGCUGGCUGCUCUGAGUACCGUGUCCAACCGAGCCUCGCUAGACGAUAGAAGCAAACGAAGCUCGUUCCACCAACACACAAACUCGCAGGAAUCGACCCCCACAAAGCCAGGUACUCCGGGCGGCUCUCCCGCCCCCGGAGCCCACUCCCUGGCAACUCCAAUGAAGGGCCAUCAUCAAACCUCGUCCUCUUCCUCCAUUACACAGCUGUCUGGGGCAUCCUCAGCCUCUCCAGCCACGGACAUCAAACUGCUACGAGACGUGAGUGCAUGGUUGAGAGCCCUGAGAUUACACAAGUACACAGAGUGUUUCAAGGAUAUGGAGUGGCAAGAUAUUGUACAGUUGGAUGAUGCACAGCUGGAGGAAAAGGGUGUCAACGCCCUGGGUGCGAGAAGAAAGAUGCUCAAGGUAUUUGAGCAGGUCAGGGAUGCACAGAAGGAUGGUACCUUGGGCGGUGUUUGA